Mesoplodon densirostris (Blainville's beaked whale) is the source of this 1661-nucleotide messenger RNA. It is a transcript of the gene ZNF821, whose product is annotated as zinc finger protein 821. Gene Ontology annotation, molecular function: DNA-binding transcription factor activity, RNA polymerase II-specific; RNA polymerase II cis-regulatory region sequence-specific DNA binding. Gene Ontology annotation, cellular component: nucleus. NCBI's taxonomy places the organism in Eukaryota, Metazoa, Chordata, Mammalia, Artiodactyla, Ziphiidae. The transcript is spliced from 8 exons. Bases 155 to 1393 code for a protein of 412 amino acids. Gene Ontology annotation, biological process: regulation of transcription by RNA polymerase II. The record is from RefSeq and is a predicted model, not a curated record.
AGCGCCGAGGCGCCGGAUACAGAUACCUGGGAUUCAGGCGAGUUUACUUUGCUCCGUGGGAACUGCACCAGAGCUGGAGGUCAGCACCUUGCAAGGAGGUAGUAACAUCCAGUCGUGAAACUGGGAAAAGCCAGAGCUCUUGGAUCAGGGAAACAUGUCCCGUCGGAAACAGACAAAUCCAAAUAAAGUUCACUGGGAUCAAGUAUUUGCUGGGCUAGAAGAGCAAGCCCGCCAGGCGAUGAUGAAAACUGAUUUUCCUGGAGACCUUGGCAGUCAGCGACAAGCUAUCCAACAACUAAGAGAUCAGGACUCCAGUAGCAGUGACAGUGAGGGUGAUGAAGAGGAGACCACACAAGAUGAAGUCUCUUCCCAUACAUCAGAGGAAGACGGAGGGGUGGUCAAAGUGGAAAAAGAGUUAGAAAAUGCAGAACAGCCUGUUGGUGGGAACAGUGUGGUAGAGCAUGAGGUCACGGAGAAUUUGAAUUCUGACCCCUUACUUGGACUCUGCCAGUGUCCCCUCUGCCAGCUGGACUGUGGGAGUCGGGGGCAGCUGAUUGCGCAUGUGUACCAGCACACUGCAGCAGUGGUGAGCGCCAAGAGCUACAUGUGUCCUGUCUGUGGCCGGGCCCUUAGCUCCCCCGGGUCAUUGGGUCGCCACCUCUUAAUCCACUCGGAGGACCAGCGGUCUAACUGUGCUGUGUGUGGAGCCCGUUUUACUAGCCAUGCCACGUUUAACAGUGAGAAACUUCCUGAAGUCCUUAAUAUGGAAUCCCUACCGCCAGCCCACAGUGAGGGCCCCUCCAGUGCUGAGGGGAAGGACAUUGCCUUUAGUCCUCCAGUGUACCCUGCUGGAAUUCUGCUUGUGUGCAACAACUGUGCUGCCUACCGGAAACUGCUAGAAGCCCAGACCCCCAGUGUACGCAAGUGGGCCCUGCGUCGACAGAACGAGCCUUUGGAAGUCCGGCUGCAGCGGCUGGAACGAGAGCGCACAGCCAAGAAGAGCCGGCGGGACAAUGAGACCCCCGAGGAGCGGGAGGUAAGGCGCAUGAGGGACCGAGAAGCCAAGCGCCUGCAGCGCAUGCAGGAGACAGAUGAGCAGCGGGCACGCCGGCUGCAGCGAGAUCGGGAGGCCAUGAGGCUGAAGCGGGCCAAUGAAACCCCGGAGAAGCGGCAGGCCCGGCUCAUCCGGGAGCGGGAGGCCAAGCGGCUCAAGAGGAGGCUGGAGAAAAUGGACAUGAUGUUGCGAGCUCAGUUUGGCCAGGACCCUUCUGCCAUGGCAGCCUUAGCAGCCGAAAUGAACUUCUUCCAGCUACCUGUGAGUGGGGUGGAGUUGGACAGCCAGCUCCUGGGCAAGAUGGCCUUUGAAGAGCAGAACAGCAGCUCUCUGCACUGAGCCACACCCUCCUGCCUGCCUUCCCACUCAGCCGUCCCCAGGGUCCUGUCCUUGCUGCUGGAGGCAGGCCCGAGUUUGUUGCAGGUGGACCUGUGUACCCCUUGCAUAUGGGAGCAGGAUGAUGGGGUCAGGAGGGACCCAGCUCAAGGCAGCUCUGGAUGAGGGAGCAGGCACUCCAGACACCUCGACUCCCCAGCCCACUGCUGCAGGGCAUGCGCAUAGGACUCUGGGGCCCUAGUGUGGCCCACGCCCACCCCACGGAGUUGUG